UAUUAUGAUGAAAAAAAUAAGAUACCCACGCCGCCGUAUUCUCUAGCCUCUCCACCCUUCUCGGCGGCGCUUUCUAGUUUCUACGAUUCUUCCUUCUCACCAUAUAAUUGAGAAAAAAAAAUGUCAAUCCUUUCUCUCUCCUUUUCUCCAUUUCCAAAUUCAUCUCUCUCUCAUCUCAGUUCCCAUGCUCCCUCCCGUAUCCAAUCACUCCAUCCUUCUUCAUCCAUGACCCUCCUCAAACCUCUCCACCACCAUCUCCGUCGCCGUCUCUCCAUCUCCGCCGCCGCAGCCGUCCGUCAAGACACUAAUCUCUGGACAACCGCGCCUCUCGUCACUGUUUCACCUGCCGCUGAGUCUCUCUUCCACGUCACCAUCGACGUGUCCGAUUACCCUGACCUAGCUACCUCACACACCAAGGCAGGUCAAUAUCUUCAGCUUCGGAUUCCUGACGUGGAGAAACCGUCGUUUUUAGCGAUUGCAUCUCCGCCUUCGCUUGCUGCAGCGAAAGGUGUGUUUGAGUUCCUUGUGAAAAGUAUUUCUGGCUCUACGGCGGAGCUACUAUGUGGAUUGCAGAAAGGUGAUGUUGUGGAGUUGAGUCAGGUUAUGGGGAAAGGAUUUGACUUGGAUCAAAUCUCUCCUGCGGAGGAGUAUCAGACGGUCGUGAUUUUUGCAACCGGAUCUGGAAUCAGCCCAAUUAGAUCCCUGAUUGAGGCAGGGUUUGGUGCAGACAGGAGAUCUGAUGUUCGGCUAUAUUAUGGUGCACGGAAUUUGAAGAGAAUGGCAUAUCAGGAUAGGUUUGAAAACUGGGCAUCCUCUGGGGUUAAGGUUGUGCCAGUGUUGUCUCAGCCUGAUGAUGCUUGGAAAGGUGAAGACGGCUAUGUUCAGGCAGCAUUUGCCCGAGCUAAAAACAUUUUUAAUCCUCAAUCCACCGGAGCAGUCCUCUGUGGUCAAAAGCAAAUGGCUGAGGAGGUGACUUCUCUUCUUGUAGCAGAUGGAGUCUCCACCGAAAAGAUUCUGAAGAACUUCUGAACAAUUCCAAUUUUGGUUCGUCGUGUUGUAUUAUUGUCUAGUAUAAAAUCAAUUUAUUCGAUUUCACCUGCUGGCUUCAAGGUAUUCAGCAUGGUCAAACAACAUAAUGUAACAAUGUUAGCCAUCAGCCAUCAGGCUAUACAAAGUCCAAUGUGGCUCGUAUAUGCAUUCAAUCAAAAUUAAUUGUUGAAUAGUCAGUACUAAAGAAGGAAAAGGCUAUAAUACCACUGUUCUGGCUAGUUUUUGUUUAUGGAGUAGGGAGGCUCAAGAUGUUAAUUUAUGCUAUUUUUUUGUG
Solanum pennellii is the source of this 1324-nucleotide messenger RNA. RefSeq names its product fruit protein pKIWI502. The coding region runs from base 121 to 1029 and encodes 302 amino acids. The transcript is spliced from 5 exons. Lineage: Eukaryota; Viridiplantae; Streptophyta; Magnoliopsida; Solanales; Solanaceae. The record is from RefSeq and is a predicted model, not a curated record. Gene Ontology annotation, molecular function: oxidoreductase activity.